Messenger RNA from Haliotis rufescens (red abalone), 2681 nucleotides. Its product is annotated as tektin-3-like. Bases 142 to 1551 code for a protein of 469 amino acids. The record is from RefSeq and is a predicted model, not a curated record. Gene Ontology annotation, cellular component: nucleus; microtubule cytoskeleton. NCBI's taxonomy places the organism in Eukaryota, Metazoa, Mollusca, Gastropoda, Lepetellida, Haliotidae. Gene Ontology annotation, biological process: cilium movement involved in cell motility; cilium assembly. The transcript is spliced from 10 exons.
CACGUGACUUGUUGCUAGGAAGUCUCUAUGUCAACAUGGUUGCUCGGGUAGAUUAGGUUUGCAGACGACAGAAGCAUUUUGUUUGAGCACAGCGGACCACAUCAGACGUUGUGUUUAUAUUGCUUAAGUUAUUCAGCAAUCAUGAGCCGCAUGUCCUACUACGACUAUCCCGCCGUUGUGCGCACGCGCAGUGCUACCCCAAUGACAGCCGAGAUGUCCAAGCUUCUUCCUUACGUCACUGACAAGACCAUCUCCCGCCAUCUUGGUGCGACAGGCCGUUCCAUGGAUAUGGGCCACGCCAAGUCCUACUUCAACCCAGCCACCCGCAGCAUGUAUUCCCGCUACUCUCACAACGACUGGUCCCUCUCCAACAACAUCAACUUCAACCUGUCUGAGAAGGAGAGGUCGUUCGCCGAGCGGCUGCGAGCUGAUGCGUGGAGGGCCGUCAAGGAGACAGACGCUAGGACCAGGAACAGGCAGACUGACGUCACCAAGAGGCUAGGCGAUCGGGUGGUUGACAUUGCUUACUGGAAGAGCGAACUUAACAAAGAACUAGAUUGUGUGGAGAGAGAGACUGGUAGUCUUCAGGAGUACAAGCGCACCCUGGAGAAGGCUCUAGGUGACACCGCCAACCCCCUGCACGUGGCCGAGGAGUGUCUCAUGCACAGGGAGAAGAGGCAGGGCAUUGACCUCGUCAAUGAUGAAGUGGAGAAGACACUCAUCAGGGAAGUUGACAUCAUCAGGAGGUGCCAGUCUAAGAUGAAGAAGGUCCUGGAGAAGGCUUUUGUCCAGCUCAAGAUGAACCGCGCUGCCCAGCACGCUCUGGAGAUUGACGCCAAGGACAAACACCACGCCCAGAACCUGGAUGACCGUAUGCAGCAGCUCAGGAACAGCUCUGCCGGCAUAGGCUACUACCCCGGCAUUGAGGGCAUCGACAACACCCUUUCCAUUCCUGUGUCCUGGGCACGCUACACGCAGGAGAACAUCGCCCGGUCCCAAAAGGAGAGGGCAGCUUCCGAGAGACUGCGAGGCGACAUCGACACCUGUCUCCGCGCAUGUGCAAACGAGAUGUGGAACAACUUCAACUCGGUCAACAACAACUUCAACACGAGGAUCCGUGAGACUACAGAUGCUAGGAACAAGCUGCAGGCUCACUUGCAGAGGACCAUGCAGGAGAUCUUUGACAUGGAGAGGAACAUCGAGCUGCUGAGGAAGGCCAUCCAGGACAAGGAGCUCCCGAUGAAGGUCGCACAGACCCGUCUUGACGAGCGAACCAGGAGAAUCCACGUGGAGCUCUGCAACGACCCCGUCAUGAAGUCACUACAGCGUGAGGUGAACGAGAUCCGCGAGUCUGUCCGCAUCCUGAAGGAGCGUCUUAAGUCCUCCGAGCUGUCUCUGGCGCGUCUCAUGAAGACCAAGGCCACUCUGGAACACGACAUCUCCGUCAAGGACAACAGUCUCCGCAUCGACUCCCAGUGGUGUAUGGGAAUGAGGAAAGGGUUCCCCAUGGACCCCAAAGUUGGACCCAUAUUCCAGAUGCCUACCUGCUAGGGACGUGCACACCAGCCUAGGAUUUUCAUAAUUGUGCUCAAUUUCUACCCAAGGAAAUUUGAACAAUUUGCAUCUUGUAUCAUACUGCACUGUGACAGACUUAGGUCAGCUGACCGAUUUGAAGGAUACGUGUGAAAACGUAUUGUGUUUUUGCAAAUUAUUUGGUACUUGUGAACAUGUCUGUUUUCUCACGAUAUAUUAUGUGUAAUGCCCUUCAACAUCUUCUGUCCGCAAGCUUUUAUACAAUAGUCCGGUAGUGGAGGUCACCUACUCCACUGAAGCGUGUGAUAAUCUGUAUAUACACACAAUUACUGUGAUAUAUGAACACAUAAGUAACCCCAGGAACCGGUACCAAUUCAGUGUUUUGAUUUGUUGUUUUCGGGCGAAGAUGAAUCUAAUAUAUUGACUUUAUAUUUUUUUUUAAAUUCUGAAAUAGUUUAUUACCAGAGAGUAAACAUGUGUCUUUCAUUGUAAGAACUGCAUCUUUCCUGUCUUUGUUUUGAAACAUGUUGAUUUACUGUAUCCCCUAGUGUGCCGUGAGUAGAAUAUUGCCCAAUCAAAAUCAAUCUUAGUGUAUGCUAGAAUAUGACGCUUUGUAACCAACCCAAGUCACUUACUCAUACCAUCAUUACAAUCUGUUCAGAAUUUGUUUAAGUACACCGGAUGAGUUUAGUAUUUUGUCCAGGUCAGUUUUCUAACAGUAUUAUGCCUACUUUAAUCUUGCCAACUAAGAGGCCUACACGACAAACACAGUCGCAAUAGACACCAUAUUGUCUUUCAUGUAUUACCAUCGACAUUGACCUGCUCCAGGGGAACAAAAUGUAAGACCCUGCCGUCUUGCUAUGGACAUCCGGUGACUUAUGCGCAUGACCAGCUGACAUGCGCAGAUACAAAUUCUGGCUUUUCGAUCAUUCCAGUUAUCAGACCGCAUCAGUAUUACAGUUUCCAUUCAGUGACUAUAUGUUUCAAGGGCUAGCGUUUCACCGAAUUGUUUAUGUUGAUGUUGUUUUGUUGGUUGGUAUUUGUAAAAUAUUAUUGCUUGGCAUCUGGAGGUUUGUAAAAUAUCCAUCCCUGAAAACUCUUGACAUUUGUACAGCUAACGUUUGCACAAUAAAUUUAAUUUAUCAGAA